This is a messenger RNA of Echinops telfairi (small Madagascar hedgehog), 1953 nucleotides long. It is a transcript of the gene SNX1, whose product is annotated as sorting nexin 1. The record is from RefSeq and is a predicted model, not a curated record. Gene Ontology annotation, molecular function: phosphatidylinositol binding. Gene Ontology annotation, cellular component: endosome; endosome membrane. Bases 1 to 1569 code for a protein of 522 amino acids. Lineage: Eukaryota; Metazoa; Chordata; Mammalia; Afrosoricida; Tenrecidae. The transcript is spliced from 15 exons. Gene Ontology annotation, biological process: early endosome to Golgi transport; intracellular protein transport.
AUGGCGUCCGGCGGCGGUGGCUGUAGCGCUUCGGAGAGACUCCCCCCGCCCUUUCCCUGCCUGGACCCGGAGUCCGAGGGGGCGGCUGGCGGGUCAGACCCCGAGGCUGGGGACAGCGACACUGAGGGGGAGGAUAUUUUCACCGGCGCCGCGGCGACCAUUAAGUCCCAGUCUCCAAAGAGAGCUGAUUCCCUGGUUCUCGUCAAUAGUGGCUCCAGAGAAAAUGGGGUCCAUGAGGACCAAGACCAAGAGCCCCAGGAUCUUUUUACAGAUGCCACAGUGGAGCUAUCCCUGGACAGUGCUCAGAACAACCAGAAGAAGAUAGCAGCCAGAACACUCGUUGCUCUUCCAUCACAGGAAGCCACACAUUUUUCUAAGCCCCAGCCAAGCUAUGAAGAGCUGGAGGAAGAGGAGCAGGAGGACCAGUUUGAUUUGACAGUCAGUGUAACUGAUCCUGAGAAGAUUGGGGAUGGGAUGAAUGCCUACGUCGCCUAUAAAGUUACAACACAGACGAGCUUACCAAUGUUCAGAAGUAAACAGUUUUCAGUGAAAAGAAGAUUUAGUGACUUUCUGGGUCUUUAUGAAAAGCUUUCAGAGAAACACGCUCAGAAUGGCUUCAUCGUCCCCCCUCCGCCUGAGAAGAGCCUAAUUGGAAUGACAAAAGUGAAAGUUGGGAAGGAAGAUUCUUCUUCUGCAGAAUUUCUUGAAAAACGAAGGGCUGCUCUAGAAAGGUACCUCCAGAGGGUUGUGAAUCACCCUACCAUGUUACAGGACCCUGACGUCAGGGAGUUCCUGGAAAAGGAAGAGCUGCCGCGGGCGGUGGGUACCCAGACACUGAGUGGCGCUGGUCUCCUGAAGAUGUUCAACAAAGCCACGGACGCAGUCAGCAAAAUGACCAUCAAGAUGAAUGAAUCAGACAUUUGGUUUGAAGAGAAGCUCCAGGAGGUAGAGGGUGAGGAGCAGCGCUUACGGAAACUGCAUGCUGUGGUAGAAACUCUGGUCAACCACAGGAAAGAGCUAGCGCUGAACACAGCCCAGUUUGCAAAGAGUCUAGCCAUGCUCGGGAGCUCCGAGGACAACACGGCAUUGUCACGGGCACUCUCCCAGUUGGCUGAGGUGGAAGAAAAAAUCGAGCAGCUUCAUCAGGAACAGGCCAACAGUGACUUCUUCCUCCUGGCUGAGCUUCUGAGUGACUACAUUCGCCUCCUGGCCAUAGUCCGUGCGGCCUUUGACCAUCGCAUGAAGACAUGGCAGCGUUGGCAGGAUGCUCAAGCAACACUGCAGAAGAAGCGCGAGGCUGAGGCCCGGCUGCUGUGGGCCAACAAGCCUGACAAGCUGCAACUGGCCAAGGACGAGAUCUCAGAGUGGGAGUCGCGGGUGACUCAGUAUGAAAGGGACUUUGAAAGAAUUUCAACAGUGGUUCGAAAGGAAGUGAUACGAUUUGAGAAAGAGAAAUCCAAGGACUUCAAAAACCAUGUGAUCAAGUACCUGGAGACACUCCUGUAUUCACAGCAGCAGCUGGCAAAGUAUUGGGAAGCCUUCCUUCCAGAGGCAAAAGCCAUCUCUUAAUGGAUCAAGGACACCAAGCCCACCUGCCUGACGCUGCCUUUUUAUACACUGCCCGCCUCCACUUCUGAAGGACCGAGUGCUGCAUCCUGCCUCGCCCAGACGUAACCCUGUCCUCUCUGCCCUACAACCAGCCCUCCCCAGUCACUCGAACUGUGUUUUAUUUAGCUUCCAUAUAUAUUUUCUUACCUAAGAGAAUAGUUUCCUGCUUUAAGCAAAGACCUACACUAGGUGGUGGAAUUAUGGGACAGAAGUCGGUAUUGAUAUAAAUAUAUAAAGACAAAUGUUUAUUUUUCAGGAUGUGGUUUAGGAACUAACUGGGAAUAACGUUUUCUGUUACUCCUGAGGGUGCCAUGAAAGAUGACGUAAUAAAAUGCUUUCAAGUCA